Rhopilema esculentum is the source of this 14802-nucleotide messenger RNA. The record is from RefSeq and is a predicted model, not a curated record. Lineage: Eukaryota; Metazoa; Cnidaria; Scyphozoa; Rhizostomeae; Rhizostomatidae.
CACUCAGAAAUAGUUCCUUUAAGUAAGAACAGAGAUAUUAGUGUAAAGGAGAAGAAUAAAGUCUCACUUUUCCCUACUUGUACCUGCCCUUCUUGUACCCUAUUGACCAUUUCGGCCAGUUUGCUUUUUCUGGGAACCAAGUGUCUUUUUGAGGAACCUUAUUAUGGAGCCAAGUAUCUUUGUAUGAAUAGCCGUUGGAAUCGCGAAAAAGCAUGAUCACGCAAGAUCAACUGUUGAAAGUGGUGUUUGUGUGAAGCGCUUGCGGAGUGAUCAAAUAACAAGGCAGAGCUCCAGUAAGUAUCUUCUUUGGCAUUUCCAAGAGAUUGUCGCUAUUGGCUGUUUGAAAAAUUGAAACAUGUAUGACACUGAGUGACAUUGUCUCGACGCCAAAUGCAGAGGCUGAAAGUGCGUCAAACCAUUGCAAUCCUCGUUUGAUUAGAAUGUCUUUCAAUUAAUUUGCACAUACAGUUUACGCAUGAAGCCAGUUGAAUGACUUAAAGAGCUCCACUUACUUAGACAUUUCGACAAGUAUUCGUCGGUAAGUUUUUAUUUGCAAUAAUUCAGGUAGCAUUACGUAUUGCAAAAAUGUUUGCUGCAAACCAAGGUAUUACAAGAAACACUGUUUGUCCUCAAAAUAACAAUAAUUUAAAAUGUGAUCUUAUAGAUGCAGGAUAAGUUCAUUUUUACUCAAGGUUGUUUGAUACAUUUCUGAAUUUCUCGUCGAGACUGUAGCUGUUAAUUUUGACUGGCUUGCUCGUUUGGCUAUCUAAAGCCCGAGAUACACCGUAAAUGAUUUCUUUCAAAAAGUUAAUGAAUUCUUUUUUUAGUUGUAUCUCAUACAUUUAUUGCCCUGAAAGUAUUUUAAAGUCUUUGAGUUGCUGCCCAAAAACACUGACAUGUAUUCCAGCCUGUUAAUGAAACCAAGGAGAAAGCUUUCUUGCCUAUAAAAAGGCUUCAAAGCUGCAAACAAUUUAUUAUGGGUUGAGUUGCUGUUACUGUUGAAUUGCUGGCUCAAAUGUUGAUAAGAAUUGUCUUAUCAUUGUUAGCCUUAGCCUGAAUGUAUUGAUCUGGAGGCAUCAAUUGAAACUGAACCUUUAUAGUCGAACAAUUAGGAAACAUUCUUAAUUAAGGAGAGAGGUGCAUUUGUAAGCAAGUUUGCAGAACUCACAUGAAAAUCUUAUUCUUUCAAUUCUUUUAUUUGGUGAACUAGUUGAGAGAGGAUCUGCUACUUUGCUUUUUCCUUUUCAUUUCAAAGUAAGGCAAGGUAGGAAGCCUGAUCUUGUAUGAUCAAGUAACUCUGGUUGAUACUCAUUCUCUUCCCUCAACACCUUUAUAUAUUUCUUUUGUAUGUAGAUCAAUUCCAAAGCAGUUUUGGAAUCGAUCUACAUACAAACGAAAAAACCGCCAUUGUGUAGACAGAAGGAGUUCGUUUUCUCUCUUGGAGUCCAGUGGUAAUUUUUCUUUAGGCACGCGGCACUGAUUGGUCAACUAUACCGGUCUUGUGCUUGCGUUUUUCUUUAUAUUUCUUGUCAAUGUAAUUGAAAUUGCUUAUUAGAACUGUUUUUGGAUUGAUACGUUCAAGUUUCUUGAGUUUUGAACAUCUUGUCUUGAAAGUCUUGAAUUUCAAAUGACAGACCCGUAAAUUAUUGUUGAAUACUUUGUUUACUGUUUCACUGACAUUCACCGUGUAUCCAAACCUUUUUACUAUCCUUUUGUCUUCCCUAUGUCUUUCUGUUUAGUUUUCAAUUCAUUUGACUUGCAUCCUCGUUUGAUGCCUAAGCUUAUUUCUUUUACUUUAAAGUAUUUUUCCGGAAUAUAAAGUUUUUGGUAAUUUUUAUUACUUAUCAAGGUUUUCUGAAAAACGUCCAUAAAAUGAAACAAAGAUUUUGUUCAAUCACAUCAGUGGUAAUAUUGCUUCUCCUGUCGCAAAAAAUUGUAAAGGUUCAUGGCUCACAUUGCGACGAUGCGUUUUACAAUCCAGUUGCAGAUUGUCAGCUCCAUCCUAUACGUGUUGGAUACUUUGCUAGUCCACAGUGUGGGAGCCUUCACACCCUGACUGACUCUGAUGGACGACCCAAUGCGGAUUUUGCAAGGUUGAACCAUCCGAGCUCUUAUUCAACCGAGUCCGGUACCAAAUAUCAUGAGUAUGCUGCUGGGCAUUAUUUGACAAUCAAGCUUGAAAAACGUGCCCGGAUUUACGGCAUAGCUGUACAAGGAAGUCCGGAUAGUUUACGUUACUAUUUAAAAAGUAUGGAAUUAUGGUAUAAGGUUACAAUCAAUGAUCUUGAUGUCAAAAAGCCAGCUACAACAUUUGAGACGUUUUAUAAAGAGGCCAAUAAAACAAAGAGAUUUAUUGGGGACAUGAGGACAACAACAAAGUUCACUUUUGCAAACCCUUUUUAUGCUGAUGAAAUCAGAAUUUACCCAAUAACGUUUUAUGGUGAUAAAGUGUUCAGAACAGAGCUGUAUGGUUGCUUUCUUGGACGAGUAACAGUGCCUGCUUCUGUUGGUAUUGGUAAUACAACAGUAGUUUCAAUGUCAGAAUCCCAGAAUUCUGUUGGUACAAAACUAAGCUAUUAUUUCAAAAUGACACACCCUGACGGCACAAAAGACCUCGUCAUGGCAAAUGGAACCUUGAGCUACAUAUUCAGCUCCCGGGGGAAAGCGACCAUUGAGCUUGGUGUUAACUACUCCACUGGCUGGAUAUCAACUGAUAAAGUAGACUUCAUUGUGCAGGGGCCAAUCAAUGGACUUAAAUUAAAGUUAGAUUCGUCGGAAGUAUCCCCAUUAGUCAAAACAGAGAGCAGUGUUAUCGAGUUUCACCUGGAGACUGCAGACCAGCCAUAUCAAAUAAAAAGGUACCAUUUCUCAUUUGGAGACGGAGCAACGUGUGACUUCAAUUAUUGCAAGCAUAGUUUUUCAAGAGGUCUUUACAAGCCUAAAGGCGUCGCUUCAAAUGAUUUCUACCAGUCGUCAUUAGAAAGAACAUUGAUUAUUUGUCCUGCAUCAAAUCCUGGAGUUUCAUACACGCCGACCAUAUACGGGGGAGGCAUUGGCAUCGAAUACUUAGGUCCAGAUGCAAUUCACAAUCUUACUGUUCGCUACUAUGCAUUGCAUACGACAACCUCGAUCGUUAGUGUCAACAGCAGCGAAACUAAUCGACGCACUUUCACGGCUUCUGGUUGGGUGGACGAGACAAUCUCGCUGCCAAAAGGCCUGACUGCGCCUUCACAGCAUGUUUUGCAGUUCACUUACACGGAUUGGUGUGGCAGCUCCUCCAUCUCACCAGUAGAUAUCUUUUUAGACGAGAAAAUCGCUGGAGUGUCAUUACGGGUAAAUCAGACCUUCAAGUCAGAGUUGAUUGAGCCUGUCUCCUACUAUUUCAUAAACAAGCCUAUUGAUUUCUACUUGGAUAUUCAAAAUGGGACAUCCUUGCAAUGUCAUGUUACGAUCCCUAGCUAUGGAUUCGUAAAAAUGAACACUAUCAAGGCUGACAGAGAAUUCAAGGGUUCCUAUACCUAUUCAGCAGUAGGCGAUAUAACCAGUACCGUGACUGGAAGGUGCUCCAGCCGCCUCAAUGUCGCUUAUGUUUAUACCACCCCAACCGUGUUGCAGCUGAAGCUAAUACCCGAAGCUAUGACCAACUUUUCCCUUGAAUUAAGCAACAACCUUGUGCAAACAGGACAAUCUUUUCAAAUUCGCUUAAUUUUUCUACAAGGCAAUAAGAUGAGCUGUAACAUAAGUGCCAGUACGGCUGCCAUUUUUAACACUUUCACCUACACGCAGCUGUUAGGGUAUCAACAAGCACAUACCUUAGGACGAAAGGCUUACGUCAUUGGUUUGGCUACAAACUUGUUUUCAUUCAGUCACCGAAUCGAUGUUGUCUGUCGGAAUAUUUUAGGGCAGGUACAAAGCAGCGUAAAUUUCCAAGCUCAGUUAAGGAUGGCCGGCAUCUCCAUGAACCUUCCAAGUUUUCUGUGCUAUAACUCCACUUUGUUGGUGCCAACCACUUUGACACAAGGACGUCCAGUUUACAAAACUCUUUCUGUUGACACUCAGGUAAAAGAAAACUUUCAAUCAGACAAUAUAACUGCUAAUGUUUUUUCUAUAUAUCCAUAUAUGUAUGGUGAAUCCGGUUGGAAAACAGUGCUAGUCCGGGCUUGGAACAAUGUUUCGAGUAUGCAGACAUCCGGCUCGAUUCGAAUUGCCCGCAAUGUUACCGUCCUUGCUGUUCUUACAAACUUCACUAUGUCGUCGCCUCAGGCUCUACCUGCUCGACACGCUGACUACCUUCCAAUGCUUGAGAGAAUAAACUUUACCGCUAUAGUUUCACCGAACGCCAAUGGGUUUAUUUACCACUGGAGCAUAAAUGGAAGUGUGUCUGUCUCGGAGCAAACUACAGGACCAUAUUGGUUUUUCACCUUCCCUAGUACCGGUUCAUUUCUAUUCAAACUCGUUGUUGACGGGUGUAAUGACUAUGUAUAUCAAAAGACAUUUGAAGUACUAGAGCCAGUUAAAGAUUUUUCACUAGCAAUCACCCCAUUCCCUGUUGUUGUCGUGAACAAGACGGUCUCAUUGAACUUCACUCCUCCCGCUAACUGUGAGUGUGUGCAAGUUGAUUUCGACAAUGGUAGCCCCCUGGCCGAGCAGUGUAGAAUGGGUAGAAGCCAUAGUGCAGGCUGUAAUCCAAUGUUCACUGACUGCAGAACCACGACAAUUUACCGAAAUCGGGGAAACCUAACAGUAAAAGUCACUGCAAGCAACAAGCUGUAUGUUCUUCAGAAAAGUCUAUCGAUAGUUGCAAAGACGUGUUACAACCCCGUGGUAAUUGUGCAAGGUAACGGCACGAACCUGAACACUUAUACUGGAGGUCCUUUGUCAACCUUAUAUAGAUCUGAAAAGUUUGUUUAUGCCGUGACAUCAGUGGGAGUAAAUUGUGAAGUGAAUGCCAUCUACAAUAUAUCAUGGAAAGUUUUCUCCCCGCCGUUAUCUGCAAAUAAAUCUUCUGUAAUGGUUGACCCUAAGUUCCUGUUACCGAAUUCGUUGUUUGAAUUUGGAAAAAAUUAUCAUACAAUGUCAAUUCCUUGCUGUACUUUGAAUUAUGGCUCCUUUUUGGUGGAAAUAAAUGUUCAGAUGACUGGAGGCUUGUUGACCACCGACUUUAAAGAAAAAAUCACUUUUGGGUCAUUUUUGAACGACACUGAUUUGGUUGCAUCUCUUGAUGGAAGCAAACACCGUAUCUACGCAUAUAACGAAAUGAUUCUGCUGAACGCUUCAAACUCUUUCGACCCUGAUGGUUACAGCAAAAAUCUCAGCUUUACCUGGUACUGCAAAGAUACUGAACUGGAAUCACGUGACCUAUUCAGCAUCAAAAACAUUACUACAAUUGAUACCUCCUUUUUUAUCUCACCAACAAUGAACAAUAAUAGCACAGUAAUUGGUUUAUCUGGCAAUACAGCAAAUAUGAGCACAUCGAAUGUUACCAAUGAGAAAACAGAUCAGUCGAUUAUCGGUUGUUUUGGUAAGCCAUUUGGAAGACUAGAUGUGUCCAAUACGACGAAAACGAUUUCUGUUAAUUCAACAUUCUUGCAGGAAAACCACACUAUAAUGUUUUACGUUGUGGUUGAGGGCGCCAGUGAAACACGUUCAAGAAGAGCAGAAGCAAACCAAACAGUUUUUGUACGGAUGCGGGAGACUCCAUACUUUGAAAUAAGAUGUGCAGAGAAUUGUGGAAGAAAAAUAGAUCCGUCGGGAAAAUUUACUUUAAAGGCUGUUUGCAAGUCAGAGGCAUGCGAAAGGAGAGCGAGCUACAGAUGGAGUUUAAUGCAUAGCGGUGGUUUGGUUUCCCUUGAUUCCAAGUUAUACAGCAACAGUGUUAGCAAAGAUCUCUUAAUGAAACCAAAUGUACUUUCCUUUGGUGUUAUGUACACGAUCAAAAUGAAGGCAACAGCUUUAGAUGGAGCAACGUAUGAACAGGUGUAUAUUGUCAAUGUCAACGAGCCUCCCAAAAACGGAAGUUGUACCAUGAGCCCAAACGAAGGUUUUGCCAUAAACACUUUGUUCCUAGUGAACUGCACCGGUUGGACAGAUCCAGAUGUUCCGCUGACUUACGAAGUUGCUCACCAGACGGACUACCUCUCCACGGUUUUGUGUAAACACGAAGAUAGUUCAUGCGAGACGUUUUUGCCGAUGGAAGGACAAACGAAUAAAGUUUUGCAAAUCAGGAUACGGAUAAUCGAUUCUUUUGAGGCCUUCACCGAAAUUAAUCACGCGAUCUUGGUGAAAAAACCGACUCUUACAGUGGAAAAGCUGGACAAUCUUUUGGUUCUCAUACAAAACAGCUCUUCAAGUCAAAAGGCGGCCCAGCUUAUAGGUGCUGUUGCGUCAGUAUUAAAUCAGCCGAGUGAAAACAUCGACAAAGAUUUGCUGAAGAAAAGCAUCCAGAUGCGAGAUGGCUCCAUUUCAACUCUUGCCAAGAUGCUCAAUGCGAGCUCGGAUGAGGUCAUAGCGCCACAAAUCGCCUUGUUGGCGCAAGAACCCUCUCAAUUUACACUGGAAUCUGCAAAUAUUGCAACUGAUCUCAUCAAUGUGAUGACAGACCGGCUUUUGCAGACACAGAGUACGAUCCUUUUUCGAGAUAUAGUCUAUAGAGGGCAGAACAUUCUUGCUGCGAUGGGUACGGUGACAAGAUCGGCAUCAGUUAAUUUAGAUCCUAACCGUAUAGCCAAAAAUGAUAGCAACUCUACGGAGGAGGACUUGCUUCUCUGGAAGAUGCCACAGGGAAGAGCUAUUGUGCUUAGAUGUCAAUCUGGGUUCGAGAAAAUGACAAACUUGUUUUUCUCCAGAUUGUCACCUUAUGAUGCGCCAAUUAGAAUAGUGACUUCAAGCCUUGCUGUGCUUCUCGAAAAAAAGCUCGGUACAGAACUUAAUGUUACUAGAACUUUGUCAAUUGCGGGAAGCAAAGUAUCAGUGCCAUCUUUGGAAAGUCUCAAUUUGAAUAGCAGCCUCGUAAUUAAUUCACAGCUCAAAGUUACAACUUUCAACGAGUAUUUUUGGAGUAACCGAAGCCGUCUUAUCAAUACAACAGUAACGCAGUUCGAUUUAAAAUCUGGAGAAACGCCCUUGGCAGUUAGGAAUACACAGAAACCGGUGGAGCUUGAGCUCAAACGUGAACUUUCUCAUCCUAUACAAUAUCAACACUGGCGUUUUCAAGAGCGGCCUGGCCAGGAGCGAGUCAACUUUCAUAAGCUGGAGAUAAAGAAUGACAAUAGCUUGCAUAUCGAGCUAAAACCGAUGAACUACUGCGUCGAUUAUCAUGUUUUCCUAAAUUACGGAUCGAGGCCAUCACGUGAUCACUACUUAAAAAACUGGACGCUACCAGAUUUGAGCACAUGCAACAGAACAGGGCUUGCGGAAGACCUAAGAGCAAAUAUAUGCUCGAUUUACCAAAGUAUGAUUGAUCCAGCGUUGAGGAUUCAAGUGAAUGGGUCACAGUUGCAUUUGAAUUGCACAUUACGCAAAAACCUUGAGCUGCGCGUGAAUGAUGCCUUAAAGAACUGCACGCUAGAUCCAUACCGAGUGUUUUUAUCAGAUGUUGAGACAAAGAACGGAAUAUUUUAUUUUGGUGUUUACGAAGCAGAUAGAGUAACAUCUGACAGUCAGAGCCCUGCAUUUUUGUACAACUCUUCAAGCAGUUGCCAAGUUGCUGAUAACAUCAGUGAAUCUUCAUAUUUCCUUCGAAGUUACACUUCGAAGUGCCGUUUCUGGGAUCCGGCAAAAGCUGAAGAAUGGCUAUCUGAAGGUUGUCAGAUUGAACAGCUCACAAGUCCGUCUGUUGUCCACUGUAAAUGCAACCAUCUUACCUCUUUUGCUGGUGAUUUCUUUAUUGCUCCAAAUCCAAUUGACAUUGACAAAGUCAUAGAAGGCUUUAAGAACAUUCAGGACAACGUUUCUGUUGUGGUUCUUAUUUCAGUUCUUUGUGGUAUUUACAUCCUAUUGGUAGUUGUAUUGAGAAAGCACGAUAAGAAAGAUGUUGAGAAGCUCAGCGUCGUUGUCUUGGACAACGAUUCGACAAAGCCUUACGAGUACCUGAUCAUAACAGUAACUGGAGCCAGGGUAAACGCUGGAACAACCGCUCACGUUUUUUGCUCUCUAAACAGCUCUGAACAAGUAGGAGAGCCUAGAGUCCUGUUUGAUCCAGAAAAAACCUCAUUUCAAAGAGAUCAGAUAAAUGCAUUUAAAGUUGCCUUUGAUGCGCCCAUCAAGGAUCUUACCGAUAUACGUUUAUGGCAUGACAAUGCUGGAGACAGCCCAGGCUGGUAUCUCAGCCGUGUUUAUGUCGAAGAUUUACGUACGAACAAGACUUACCUUUUCAUCUGUGAGCGUUGGCUUGCUGUUGAGUUGGAAGAUGGUGUUAUUGACAGGGUUUUUUCCAUCGCAAACAGUGAUGAUCAGAAGACAUUCUCGCAUAUUUUCACGACAAAGGCAGCAGCUGAUUUGAGUGACCAGCAUCUUUGGUUAUCGGUUGCUUUGAAGCGUGCACACGACAGUUUUACACGCGUGCAACGUGUAACGUGCUGUAUGGCACUUCUUUUCACAACCAUGCUGGCAAGCGCCAUGUUUUUUCAACUAAACAAAGAAUCGAAAUAUCUGUGGAAGAUUGGUUCAUUAGUGAUCGAUUACAAGGGUAUAGUUAUUGGAAUUCAGUCAGGAUUUGUCGUGAUUCCUAUAAACUUUGCAAUUGCUUGGAUCUUUAGACAUUCAGAGAGUUUUGCAAAUUACAAAAGACGACGGAGCUUGCAAAAUCAAGGUGGCACUCCUGCAAAAAGAAAGCUGAUGCUUCCCUGUGGUUUUGUUAUUGUUGGCUGGUUUUUAGCCAUAACAGCUAUAGUAUCCUCUCUUGUUGUUGUCUUGUUUUACAGUAUGCAAUGGGGAAACGAGAAGUCCCAACAGUUCGUUUUGUCCAUCUUCACUAGCUUCAUACAAUCUGCAUUCUUGAUUCAGCCAUUAAAGCUUAUCUUCGUUGCGUUUAUUCUUGCUUUGAUUUUCAAGAAAACAAGCAACGAAACUCAUAUUCUUGAAAUGUACAAAUAUUUGGCUGAAGAAAAAGAGGCCUCUGUGACCCCUGUGGAGAUUGAUCUGUCCAAAAUCCAAAUGAGCCCGUUAACAGAAGACCAGUUGAAAUACGCUCGCAAAAGACGGGCCAUGGAGAUCCGAUUGAAGAUAUUUGUUCAAGACAUUCUUUCAUAUUUGGUGUUUCUGACUUUUCUAUGUCUUGUUGUUCGUGGGUACAGAGAUCCUGAUGAAUACCUAUUUCGAAAAGCGCUAAAUGAUGAUAUUGUACAUUCCCAUUAUGAACACCUAAAAGAUGUCCCUGGCGUCUGGACCUGGGUACAACAACAUUUCAUUCCAGCUAUUUACACUCAAGAAUGGUACAACGGAGACAAUUUCACGAAUUUCAAAAUGCUUCAAAACCAGGAGGCAUAUCGUAUUGGACUUGCGAGAAUCCGGCAGCUAAGAGUUAAACCAGGCGCUUGCAAGUUAGUCCAAGACGUGACCCAAUACUUCAAUUCAUGCAAUAGUUAUUACUCGCUUUCCGAUAAUGAAGAACGCAAUUAUGAUAUCGGAUGGAAGGACAUCAACCUCAAACGAAGUAGAAGAUCUUCAAUGACGGAAGGAUUUGAAGAGCCUGAAAUUAUUACAUUCGAACUUGAUGGAAUUUCAGCUCCUAACAUAAGUAUAAACACUGAUUAUAAACCUUCGAUGGAUAUGCCUAGUAGAAAUGGAGAAGACUUUGAAGUUCACAGUCGUCAAAGAAGAGCUUUGAAAUUCAAAGUAAACCGGAAAACCAUCCCUUCAAGUUCAAAGAUAGUUCAUUCAAAUGAAGUGAUUAUUGAUUCACAAUACCUCCUUCCUGAUGGUACAGUGAGGCCAAACAAAGAUCACUGGCGAUAUCGAGAUAUGAGCUCAUUACGAGGCUUCCCGUACUACGGCCAUUUUUCUACCUAUAGUGGGGGUGGGUAUGUGGCCUCCCUUGCAACUGAUAUUGACUAUGCUCGUGCUACUGCAAUGGCACUCGAGCAAGACACGUGGAUAGAUACACUCACAAGAGCAGUGUUUUUCGAGUUUUCUGUUUACAACGCAAAUAUGAAUUUCUUUGCAACUGGAUUUGUUAUUGCUGAGGUACUGCCAACUGGGACUGUGUAUCCGAGUGCUAGCAUAAGAGUUUUCAAGCUUUAUCGUUACGUUGGGGUGUUUGGGAAGCUGGUUAUGGCAAGUGAGAUUAUUCUGGUUCUAUGCCUACUCUUCUUCAUAUACAAAGAGUGCAGAUCAAUGGUAAGGGUAGGUUGUGCCUAUUUUAAAUCGUUUUGGAGCUGGAUUGAGAUAACUAUAGCUAUUGCCUUGUUUGCAGCAAUCUUUUUGCGAGCAUUCAGUUGGUACGAGGCAGACAAGAACUUGAGCCUCCUUCGCGAGCAAUCGGAGCGUUUCAUCAGCUUCCAUUACACAGUUAUUGCCGACGAAGCUUUGCUGAUAUCAGUAACCAUAAUAUCGUUUGCAUCUACUUUGAAAAUCAUGAAAAUCAUAUCUGUUUUUCCAACCAUCGUUGUUCUAAAAGAAACUGUCCUCAGAUUCUCAAGACCGUUGCUUAAUUACACUAUGCCAUUUGUGAUUGCAUUCUAUGGCUUUGCUGCCGUGGCCUUUUUGCUGUUUCACCAAGAAUAUCUGUUCUCCACCUACAUCAAAGCAGCAGAGACACAAAUGCUGAUGCUUGUGGGCGGCUCUGUCUAUCACAGCUUAUUAAAAGCAGAUCCGAUUCUUGGGCCUUUGUUUUUUCUGCUUUUUGCCGCAGCUGAAACGUUUAUUAUGUUGAAUGUUUUGUUGGUCAUAAUAAACGAUAGUAUCAAAGAAUCUUCGGACUGGAAGGCUGAAGCAAGGAGCAAUGACUUUGUUGAUUUUAUUGAAGAACGCGUUAGGGCAAUCUUUAAUAUCAGCCCCGCGAAGCGAAAACGCGAUUCGCAAUUACGAAAAUCUUUCGCUGGUCGAAAAGUUUCUCGUAAAGUAACCAUUCUUGUUACUGAUCCCGAUGAUCCUAGCCAUGUUAAGACGAUGCCAGUGACAGUUUCAAAGAAGGUGAGUAUUAGAAAGCCAACUCCCCGAUCAACGAGUAAAGGGUCACAUUCGCGGCGUUUCACCAGGUUGGAGACAUUGUUGACGGAGGAGCUGACGCAGCGCAGGCUUCUCUUUGCGAUCGAUAACUGCCAUUGGAGCUUAGACAAACUAGAAUCGUGGAUACAGAGAAGUAGAACAGAGGAGAAAGAGGACACAAAACUUGAAUUAAAACUGAUGACUGAAGUACUACUUAAAAAGGCCUAAAUAUUUUACAAUAAACCAGUUAAGGAACUCUUAGAUAUACAAAUAUCGAAUCAUUUUCUUUACUGACAAAGCCUAUUUCUGUGCUGACGCCUGUAGACAUGAACUAUGUGUUUUUAACAUAUGUCAUUAGCCUGUCUUGCUGUGUUUUGCUUAAACAACAUCUUUCUAUAACCUUAGUAUCAUUAUACCAGUUUUAUUCGAUAUAAGAAAGGGUCUUUUUCUUUGUUUUUCUGUGUCCUUACCCAACAGUGUUGCCAGAAAGGGUUCACUAAGAAAAGCAAGCGGCAACCAUAGAUUAUUUUAGCGAAUUUCCAAGAUCACUUUGAAAACCUCAUCAUUGAAUUCCUUCUAAAGAGUUCCUAUUCCUUCCCCAGGUAUUAGAUAUGACCACAGUCCGCUUGAUAGAGGUGUCAACCUUAUGAGCAGUCCUUAUACUUUAUUUCCUAUAGGAUUGGGUAGGGAACCGAUAAAGAUGUCGGCCUUAUAGAUGUGUCCGCAAAGACAGUUUUCACUGUAAUUGCUUAUAGGAAAUGUAAAAAGGAUCUCUGUGUGCUUACGCCUAUUGACAUGCACAAGGCAAGAAUAAACUCCGAUAGCAAGAUCACCCUUCGUGAAUUUUAUUUGCAUAUAUCAUUCACACAUAUAAAGUGACCGUUAUGAUAUAUAAGCUAUGACUCUACCAUCAAAACAAAUGUGAUUUCUUCUUGUGAUAGUGAAUGAUUUUUCGUUUAUCUUGACGUUCUACUGCAUUUUUAUUGCAUAACUGUUCAGCAUUUAUUUGCUUUGGGAAACAUUACAGCACUAUUGAUGUAGAAAUCGACAGCAGCCGCUGAUCGGUUUAUCAACGACACAAAUUAUCGGGCUGAUUAGGCAAGAUUUUUCUUGAAUUGAUGCUAUUUCCAACUCGAAGUCUUGCUUUCCUAUUGAUGACAAGGUACAGAAAUGGGUCCAGCAACGGGCUCAACGCUGUAAGUGGACCCACUAUGGACAGCUUUUCUGUCAUGGAUAUGCCUUUUGGCUCACUUAAAAUGACACAGAUAAAUGGCAAGAAGCAAAAUAUGUUCUUUACUGUAAGAGAAAAUGUUAUAAUGGCAGUCUUGAACUUAUUCCUGUUUGAUAAUUUGUCAUCAUUUCUUCGUGCAGAUGAUGUCUGUGUCACUGCCAAUUGAUGUUUUUUUUGUCCCAAGAACCAUAACCAGAUAUUGACAACAAAAACUAAAAUUACGCUUAUAAAAUAGAUAACUAUAAAUCCAUAUGUAGCUUCUGUGUGCAGAGUGAGGAGUAAGCCAUCAUCCUUGGUAUUUUCGCAGAGCAACACACUUGUUGUAAUAACAGAGUACGAUAAGACCCACUUAAAAAGGAACAGCACCAUCAACCUUCUUUCAGUGACGAUGUUAGUGUAGUGCAGGGGAACAAAGCAGCUAAGGAAUCUAUUCAAAUUCAACGAUGCGUAACUAAGAAAUAUACAGCAAUAUGUCGAGAGCACUACAAUAUCUCCAACUUUCCGAAUGGUAGAGCAGGCCGAUGUAUUCUUCCAAAUAUAUUUGCCCGCGACAACGAGCGUUAGACAGGUAAGCGAUAUCAUUAAGUUUGCCACAGUUAGGUUCAUCAAGAUGUUCUGCUCGAUUCUAAAUGCCCAAGGACCACUUCUAAAUAAAUUGCGAAUAAGAACUGCAGUCACAAUCGUUAUUAUGAUUGUUAUUGGGAAUAAAACUGUAGCUGCUAUCGCGGGCCCAUUCGCGGAGAGACAUGCUUGAUAUGCAUCCAUUUUUCCUAAUGAAUCAUCUAGAAAGCGAAAGGAAUUAAAUAUUAUGCCAAACAUCCACCAUUGUUGUUAUAAAUAAGCCCAUCACUCGCGCGCGAGUUGCGGGCAAUCAUUUCUUUAAUACAAUGAUUGCAUUCUUGUCGGAUAACAGUAAGGUGAUACAAAGUAAGGAGUUUCUGUUCUAACAAAGUGAACCUACCUAGCGACUUCUCUCGUAUUCUUUUCCUUUUUCUUCCCAACGCCUUAGCAAAAAUCUUGGACCACCAACAUGACAAUACGGUCGGCUGACUUUUUUAUACCCCCUGCUGGUCACACGCCUGCUGUCAAGUACGAGGGAGCCGUUCUCAUUGGUUAAAAUGCCCGAUAAUCAUAUUUUUCCAUUUCCAGCACUAUCAAUGUUUUUCCAUCGACAAGGUCACAGCUCGCUAAUACAUUCAUCCUUAUUUUGACAUGUAGGUGUUUUGGGAGAAAUUCGUCUGCUGAAUUUUCACACUAAAUUCGACCGUAUUUAAAAGAAUAUUGUUUCUACUAACUACGUUUUCACACAUUUGCACUCUUCUUUUGUUUCCAUUCAGGGAAGGAUGCACCUUGAGACUAAGAACAUGUUUUUAAGCUCCCGGACUUGUCAAAUGUUUAAAAAAAUUGAGAAAAAGAUGAACAGGAGUUGGAUUACGAAAUCGUUCCAUAUCAGCUUGCUUUUUGAAGGCGAAUGUUCCACUUAGACCAAUCUUGUCUAUGAUUAGCUCAGCAACACACGAGGACCUUGUUCUUAAAAAUAUUCAAAACAUUGCAUCAAGGAUUCCUUUACGUUCGCUGAGUUCAUGCAAAUCCUGAACAUCGAAAACGAAACACCUUUUAUAUGUUCUUUUGACAUUAGUAGUCUUUUCACAAAUGCUCUUAUAUGAGUGAGUCCAUCGAGCGUUUGUUUGACUGCAAUGUGACACAUUGCUAUUUUUAAAAAAGAGGCCGAGUGUGAUGUUUUUCUAAAACCCCCUUUACAGUUAACAUUUGAAAAGGAAAAAAAUAACUCCUUGCCAUUUCUAGAUGUUUUGGUUGAAAAGUCUGGUACUGGAUUUCUUACCAGUGUAUACCUAAAACCCACGUUUUCAGGUUUAUACACUCGAUGGAGUCCGAUUUGCCCAAAACAAAGAACAAUUUACCUCAUCAAAACGCCUAUUCAUAGUGCACUGAUGAUUUGUUCCCAGUCUAAACUCCACUCGAAACUUAAACAGCUAAGAAAGAUAUUUCAGGAGAACGGCUAUCCAGAGGAUGUCUUUUCGGUAAAGUUUCUUGGACAAAGUAAAAUUUGGCCCGCAAAGAGCCCGGUUUAUCUAAAACUACUCUGGAUCGGUAACAGUUUCUUGCGAUUUGAAAGUCAGAUUAAACAGGCCAUUUCAAAUUGUUUCUUUUGUGUCAAUCCGCGAAUCGUUUACAGUACCAACAAUGCCCUUCAAUCCAUUCAAAUGGAUUGCGUUCCUACCGCGCAAAAGAGUUCCGUUGCAUAUGAAUUUACGUACCAGUGUGACUCUGCCUAUGUAGGACGCACUACCCUAAGAUUGAAAGAUAGAAUAAAACAGCAUGUACCACUCUUUUCUUCAGCUUCAGUUUAAAAGAUUGAUGCUUAUUGUAACAAGGCCUAAUUACGGUUCUUUAAACUGACUUUA